AUGUACUCAAUCUGGCUUUUAUUGCUUGCUUCUGUCAACGCCCAACAAGCAACUGCUUGCCCUCUCUUUGGACCAGCGUUUCCCGCACCCACGGCGCUGUCAACAGAUGAGACCUUUCUCUCGGCAACUAAAGAGCUAACCUCGAAGCUCAAUGAAGCUAUUGAAAAUGGAGAUCUGCCCUCUGUAUCCUUUGCCCUGCAGAUCUUCACCGGCCAAGAGCCCGAUUCGGCUUUCAGCUUCUACCACACAGAUGACCUCAUCAAGUCCGGAGCUGUUGGCGUUAACGAAGUCGAUGGGAAUUCAAUCUUCCGCAUUGGUAGCAUAUCAAAGCUAUGGACAAUGUUCCUCUAUAUGACCUUUGGUGGGAUACGACACUUCCACGAGCCGGUCUCAAAAUAUAUACCCGAAAUCCGCGCGAAUCAGAGUUCAUUACAGUCAGCAAAUGCACUCGAUCAUGUGAAGUGGGAAGAUGUGACCAUUGGCGAAUUGGCAAGUCACCAGGCUGGUAUUUUGAAUAAUUAUCUGGGGUUCCAGCAGAGCACUCUGCAGAGUCAAGGAUUUCCCAUACUUUCCGAGUCCGAGCAAUUGACAUGUGGAAACACUCGCCAGUGUGACAGAGCAGAAUUCUUUGACGGAGUACUCCAAAGACGUCCUCUCGCGGCGACUUCGCAUACUCCGCUAUACUCUAAUUCGGGAUUUCAAAUCCUCGGAUACGCCUUGGAAUCUAUGCUAGAUGCCAGCUAUGAGGAUAUCCUAGUUGAUCGACUUAUCAAGCCGCUCAACUUGACUCGGUCUAGCCUUCAUGCACCUGACCCUGAUCUGGCGGCGAUACCAUACAAUGAAACUGCCGGGGGAAUCUUCUCAUCCGCAAACGACAUGGCAACAUUCGGUCGUGCAAUUCUCUCCAAUACCUUGAUCGAUCCCGCUGUCACAAGAAGAUGGCUCAAGCCAUCAGCACACAUGGCAUCCUUACGUAGCUCGGUGGGAGCCCCGUGGGAAAUAUACAGCUAUUCGACACCGCGUAGGGUCGAUCUUUACGGCAAAGCCGGCGACCUCGGAUUGUAUUCGAGCUUCAUCGGCCUCUCGCCCGACCAUAACGCCGGCUUUGCAGUUCUAGUGGCUGGCAGCAACAACUCGCACCAGUCCACAGCCCUGAUCUCCGAUAUCGUCGCGGAUACAUUAUUACCGACGCUCGAUACGGUCGCCAGGAACCAAGCGCUGGAGCGAUUUGGCGGAACUUACAAGCUGGUAACGGAGGACACGAACUCUUCAAUCACCAUCAGUGCAGACGAUCGCCCUGGUCUGCAUGUUGAGAGCUGGAUCAGCAACUCCGUCGAUAUGUACGAAACCCUGAUGACUCUGGCCAAGGUCUUGGAUCCCUCUGCGAUAAGCAUUCGUCUUCAACCGAAUGGUCUUCAAAGUUCAGGUCGCAUGGGAUUUUCCGCCGUCAUAUAUACGCUGGGGACCCCGUCCGACUCUGGGCCUAUUACUGGCUCCUGUUCGUCGUGGAUGACAUUUGACACAUUCGUGUACGGCAAUGUCGGCUUGUCUGAGUUCGAGUUUGAUGUGGAUGAUAAUGGGUACGCGACGAGCAUCUCACCUCGGGCUUUACGCAUCACUCUUCCAAAAGCUUGA
Molecule: messenger RNA, 1635 nt
Organism: Penicillium olsonii
Lineage: Eukaryota; Fungi; Ascomycota; Eurotiomycetes; Eurotiales; Aspergillaceae
Source: the annotation of a GenBank genome assembly